AUGUUGUGGUUGUUGGGGCAGCUGUGGUGGUUGUUGUUGGGGCAGCUGUGGUGGUGGUUGUCGUUGGGGCAGCUGUGGUGGUUGUUGUUGUUGGGGCAGCUGUGGUGGUUGUCGUUGUUUGGGCAGCUGUUGUGGUUGUUGUUGGGGCAGCUGUGGUGGGGGUUGUUGUUGGGGCAGCUGUUGUUGUGGUUGUUGUUUUGGCAGCUGUGGUGGUUGUUGUUGGGGCAGCUGUGGUGGUUGUCGUUGUUUGGUCAGCUGUGGUGGUUGUUGUUGUUGGGGCAGCUGUGGUGGUUGUUGUUGGGAAAGCUGUGGUGGUUUUUGUUGUUUGGGCAGCUGUUGUGGUUGUUGGGGCAGCUGUGGUGGGGGUUGUUGUUGGGGCAGCUGUUGUUGUUGUUUGGGCAGCUGUGGUGGUUGUUGUUGGGGCAGCUGUGGUGGUUGUUGUUGGAGCAGCGGUGGUGGUUGUUGGGGCAGCUGUUGUUGUGGUUGUUGUUGGGGCAGCUGUUGUUGUGGUUUUUGUUGGGGCAGCUGUUGUGGUUGUUGUUUGAGCAGCUGUGGUUGUUGUUGUUGGGGCAGCUGUGGUGGUUAUUGUUGGGGCAGCUGUGGUUGUUGUUGGGGCAGCUGUGGUGGUUGUUGUUGUUGUUGGGGCAGCUGUGGUGGUUGUUAUUGGGGCAGCUGUGGUGGUUGUUGUUGGGGCAGCUGUGGUGGUUGUUGUUAGGGCAGCUGUGGUGGUUGUUGUUGGGGCAGCUGUGGUGGAUGUUGUUGUUGGGACAGCUGUGGUGGUUGUUGUUGGGGAAGCUGUUGUUGUGGUUGUUGUUGUUGUUGGGGCCGCUGUGGUGGUUGUUGUUGUUGAGGCAGCUGGUGUUGUUGUUGGGGCAGCUGUGGUGGUUGUUGUUUGAACAGCUGUGGUAG
Molecule: messenger RNA, 909 nt
Organism: Xyrichtys novacula (pearly razorfish)
Lineage: Eukaryota; Metazoa; Chordata; Actinopteri; Labriformes; Labridae
Source: the annotation of a GenBank genome assembly